AUGGUUCAGGUUAUUAAGGGGAAAUACUUCAAAAAUGGAGAUGUACUUCACCAGCAUAUUGAAGCUAAAAAUGGUUCAUACACUUGGAAUGGCAUCACUAAAGGUAUGCAUAUCAUUCGAGAUAACUAUUUUAUGAAAAUUAAUAAUGGUGUCAAAACCAGAAUUUGGCUUGACAGAUGGAUACCAGGUAUGAAUGAACCUCCCUCUUCAGCCUCUGAUUUAUACAGAUUUUAUGAAUUUGUAUAUGAAUUGUUCAUUACUAACUCGAAUACAUGGAAUGUAACCCAUUUGAAUCAACUGUUUGACAAUGAAACGUCUAACAUGAUUCAAAAGCUUUACAUCAACCUGAAUAAGGAGGAUGAACUGAUCUGGAUACCAGCAAAGAAUGGGGUUUUCUUAGUAAAAAGCACAUACAAUAUGUUAACAAAAAGUCGGUACCAGGUUGAAGUUAAUGGAAAUAUAGUCAGUGCUUCGACUUGGAAGAAAUUAUGGGGUUGUAAUAUUGCUCACAGAAUAAAAUUGUUUUCCUGGAAAUGUUUAAGAAAUCUGAACUCCACCAGAAGCAAACUUGUUAUUUAUGAUGCUGAGAUUGAUACCAGAUGUGGAGUCUGUGGCAUGGGGGAAGAAACACUAGAACACUUACUGUUGGAAUGCCCUCAUGCAAGAAAAGUAUGGAGAGAAGUGAACAUUGAUAUUGACGCAGUCACGAGUAGAUUUGAUAGAGUCUCAAACUGGGUGUAUUGGUUUUCCUCAGGAAGUUAUGGAAUAGAUGAAAAAUGGUUACCUCCUGUAAAAGGAGUUUUAAAGUUUAAUAUUGAUGCUUCAUUCGAUCACAAUACUAAUGAACUUGGAACUGCUGUCGUUUUACGUGACCAUACAAGACACUGCAAAGGCAUCAGGGGGAAAUACGCAGAUGGAAUUCUAAACGCAGAAAUGGGAGAAUGCAUGGCAAUCAGAGAGGCGCUGAGUUGGGCAAAGAGAAUGCAGUACACAAGUAUUCAGGUGGAGGCUGAUGCAGAGCUUGUUAUCCAGACAAUAAAUGGAGUCUCUUUACUCAUUCCGUGGGAGAAUCGAAAUUUAAUUAAAGAGAUUAAACAAUUAUCUUUAAAUUUUACUCAUUGUUCCUUUUCUUUUACUAAACGAGAUAAUAACCAAAUAGCUGAUUACAUCUCUAGAACUGUCAGAGAAACAACUAAUGGAAUAGAAGUAGAUGGUGAGUUUUCUACAGCCAUUUGUGAUCUUCUAGCAAAAGAUCAAGAAAACAUUCUCAACUAA
Messenger RNA from Papaver somniferum (opium poppy), 1275 nucleotides. RefSeq lists its product as uncharacterized. The transcript is spliced from 2 exons. The coding region runs from base 1 to 1275 and encodes 424 amino acids. Gene Ontology annotation, molecular function: nucleic acid binding; RNA-DNA hybrid ribonuclease activity. NCBI's taxonomy places the organism in Eukaryota, Viridiplantae, Streptophyta, Magnoliopsida, Ranunculales, Papaveraceae. The record is from RefSeq and is a predicted model, not a curated record.